Molecule: messenger RNA, 1154 nt
Organism: Belonocnema kinseyi
Lineage: Eukaryota; Metazoa; Arthropoda; Insecta; Hymenoptera; Cynipidae
Product: guanylate cyclase soluble subunit beta-1-like
Exons: 7
Coding region: 89-682 (197 amino acids)
Biological process (GO): response to oxygen levels; cGMP biosynthetic process
Cellular component (GO): guanylate cyclase complex, soluble
Molecular function (GO): heme binding; guanylate cyclase activity
Source: RefSeq, a predicted model, not a curated record
GUUUGUGAAUUAUGCCCUCGAACUCCUGGUGGUGAAGACCUUUGGCAACGAGACAUGGGAGGCAAUAAAGAAAGAUGCAGCUGUAAACAUGGACGGUCAAUUUCUGGUUCGACAAAUUUACGACGACGAAAUAACGUACAAUCUCAUCUCCGCUGCUGUAAAUCGACUCAAUAUUCCAGCUAAUGAAAUUCUCGAACUGUUUGGUCGUAUGUUCUUUGAGUUUUGUCAAGAUUCGGGAUACGACAAGAUACUACAAGUGUUAGGAGCUACACCUAGAGAUUUCUUACAGAAUUUAGAUGCACUUCACGAUCAUCUGGGCACGUUAUAUCCUGGCAUGAGAGCUCCAUCCUUCAGAUGUACGGAGCGGCCGGAAGAUGGGGCACUCAUUUUACAUUAUUAUUCAGAUCGUCCUGGCCUAGAACAUAUAGUCAUCGGAAUUGUUAAAACAGUAGCAAAGAAACUUCACAACACAGAUGUAGAUAUGCAAAUCCUGAAAACAAAAAAAGAAUGUGAUCAUGUGCAGUUUUUGAUUACGGAUUCUUCCGGUCCAGGAGUCAUUCCUAAACCAAUGAUUGCUGAUCUUGGGACUCUGUCAGUCGAUAAUCAAAGUCUCGCCAUACAAGCAGAAGCAGCAACAUAUCUAUUGCAUCAUCCUGCGGCAGAGAAGGUGAGGGAGGAGUAGAGAAGACAGCGUGGCGACGCCUGAAGUUGGGGGUGGAGGUAAACAACAUCACAAUGAGCAACAACAACAACAGAAGCAACAGCAUGUGCAACAACAGCAACAGGACCACUAGCAACAACAACAAACAGAUAGCUCGAUAAUAAACAAUAAAACAACGACCGAUAUAUGCCAGGAGGUGAAAACAGAAGUCGUCACAAUGGAUAUAAGUAUUCCGAGAAACGUUAAUAUUCUUCUUAAAGAGUAUACAUAAUUUUCUUAUUUUUGAAAAACAAGGAAGAAUAAUCAUUGUUUAAAGAAAUAUUUCAUAUUUUUCUUCAUUAUUUUUUUAGAUUUCAAAGAAUAUGAUGGAGAAAACCUCGUUAUUGAGAUUGUCAGACCAUCAGACGACGAUGACGACAAUGAUGAUGAUGAUGAUGAUGAUGACGAUGAUGAUGAUGAUGAUGAUGAUGAUGAUGAUGAUGAUGAUGAUGAU